AUGCACCUGCUCGAGAGCCCCUACACUCGCACAGCUCUUGCACAGGCUCGAAUCGCUUUCAUCUGCGAUGCUCCACCACCAUCAUGGGUGUACACGACUCGACCCAGGCGUACAUACCGCGAAGCAGGUGCGCUGAUCUGCUCCGGUGCCAAUGCGAGCUCUCGAGCUCCUAGCACGAGCCUUCCCACCUUUCCGACCUUGAGAAGCAGCACCGCACCAAGACAGCUUUUCUUCGUUACGCCUCGCCAAAGUGCGCGUACCAGGUCUUUCUCGGCGCUGAGCAUCGCUCUGGACAGCUCGAAAAGGGAGCAGAAAGCAUAUGCUGAUCUACCCAUAUCCAGCGAAGCUGCUCUACCUCCCUGGCAGCCCGUGGGGGAGAAGAGACGGCCAGGCAGAAAGAAAGGGAAAGGAAUGGGUGGUGGCGUGGCAUCAGAAGAGUUUUCAGCUUCUGCUGCGGAUGGCUCUGAGCCAGGAGCUUCAAAAGGCAACAGGGGCGCGAAGAAGAAGAAGCAGACGUGUAGCGGCGAUACUAGGAGCUCGAGCGAAGGUGCUGGCUUGCAGCAGGACCAAUCGAGUCAGACAUCAUCGGAGGCGACCUUCGAUCGAUAUGAUCGUGAGUGCUCAGGUCGGUAGCAGCAUCAGCCAGGUCUUGGUCAGAGCUGAUGGAACACGGAUGCCCACCCAAUCAGCUCGAGAUACAACAUUGCCAAAUUUGGCAAGGAGCGUCUUGGCGGACAUGCAGCGCUUUCCUGGCUGUAUGCUGCUCACCCGUGUCGGAGGCUUUUAUGAGGUGCGUGCUGCCCACAUGUACAUUCCUAAAAAGUAGCCUUGAAAUAACGUUUCGAUAUCCACAGUCAUACUUCGAUCAAGCCCCACAACUUUCCAACAUGCUGGGCAUCAAAUUAGCACAAAGGUUGUGGGGUGGACGAACGAUAGCAAUGGCUGGGUUCCCGAUCCAUCAACUUGAAAAACAUCUGAAGAUUCUUGUCCAGGAUCACCACAAAUUAGUAGCCAUAUGCGACGAAUUCAAGAGCAUCACAAAUCAAGGUGGAGCUGAGAAGGCUGCUACUUUGACCAUGGAUAUACAACGCAGAGUUACUCGCGUCAUCAGUCCUGGAACUUUGAUUGAUGAACGAUUUUUGGACCCCUUCAAAAGCAACUGGGUGGUCGCUGUCUCGUCUCAAAGUGGCGAGUCUCAUCUCUCGAGUCAAGAGCACCAGCUUGCCCCAAAUGGCAUUGUACAAGACGCUUAUGGUCUCGCUUGGGUCGACGUCAGCACCGCUGACUUUUUCACCACUACGUGCGCUGAUGGAGAAAGUCUGAGGGAUGAGUUGGCGCGUAUAGGCCCUUCUGAAGUGGUACUCGAAAGUGGAGCUUUCGACAAAGGUCUCUUAGAUGCCACUAGAGCAAGCGGGCGCGAUGCGACCCUCAACCAGCUCGGUGAUCCAAUAGACCCCCUACCUCAUCCCAUUUGGGAGGCUCUCAACCCGCAUACGGUCCACAUUUCACUCUGCGGUGCGCCGCACCGUUCGCACGACGGUGACGUAGAAGCCCGCGCUGUUCUGCAGCUUACCGAUCAUCUCAGAGGACGCUUGAUCAGUCACGGAGAUGGGGUAGAGGCGUUGGCGAAAGAAGGUCCAACCCAUCGAGCGAGAGAAGAGACGAUGCUCAUCGACGCAAACACGCUCGCCGCUUUGGAAAUCAAACAGAGCAUGAGGGAGAAUGGAAGCGUCAGGGGCAGCUUGUUGUCUACUGUUCGACGGACGGUCACCAAAGGUGGCACCCGCUUACUGGGACAGUGGCUUAGUAAGUGGUCUGAAACGGCCUUGCCGUUUGUCUAAUGUAGACAUUCUCACCUUGAACGAGCCUUUUGGUCUCCUCCGCUCAGCCUCGCCAAGCACAUCUCUCGAGCUCAUCAAACGUCGUCAAUCAAUCGUAGCCUUUUUCGUCAAUCGAACUUUCUUGCGAGAAGACCUUCGCGCGCUGUUGCGGCGAGGAGCUGGCGAUGUCUCGCGGGGACUGCAGCGUAUCACGACCGGUCGCAACGACGAGCAAGAUCUAUUGGAAAUUCGCGACUUCAUCGUCAUGACCCAGGAUCUGCUAUCUCUGUUGGACAAAGAGAUGGCCCAGCUCCGACAAGCGCAGCAGGUGACUCAAGACGACGUCUUAAUUGCAGGCUUGGAAAAUUUAGAUUUAAUGAAGGAGCGCUUCAAGAAUCUGGAAGGGCUGGGAGCUCGCUUGGUCGAGGCAAUGGACGAAGCGGUGCUCGAACAGCGUCUCAGGAGGCAGGAGGCGCUCGCUCGUGAGGUCGAAGAGAGCUUGCUUGAUGACGAAGCGCGCGGCGAGAUAUCGAAUGGCGCCGUCACGGUGAGAAAGAAAAAAGGCAAGCAGCCCGGCGAGCAGGACGAUGGUGAAAGUUCGGACGGUUGGGGAGACCCUUUUGAGCACCUGAUUCGGCCCAGGUGAGCAGCCACGGCUGAUUCCUGCCCACUGGACGGGAGGUGGACUGACAGCAGGAUUGCUGCAUCUGAUCAGCUCAUCGCAUCAGCUUCGAGUGACGACCGAAAAGUACGAAGCCACUAGACAAGCGGCAUCAAGACUUCAACGACACCUGCAGGAGCGUUAUCACGAUCGAGUGACGCUCAGAAAUGUUUUGGCUCAAGGCUACGUGGUACACUUCGCAGGAGCAGAUCGGAAGGGCAACCUCAAGAUGCGCAACAAUCCCGAGGACGAGAUGACGGCUGGACAAAAGCUGAAGACCACGCAAACUUGGUAUCAUCCUGAUUGGAGCCGGAUCGGUGCAGAGCUAAUGCGAAGUGAAGCCGAGAUCAAGAGGUUAGAGAAUCUGGAAUUGGUUCGCCUCCGUCAGGACGUGUUGGGACAGCUCACAGCAAUACGUCGCAAUGUACGACUGGUGGACGAGCUGGACGUCCUACUGGGCUUUGCGCAGCUGGCUCACGAUAAUGACCUGGUCAGACCCGAGUUGGAUGAUUCAUCGGACCUGCAGGUGGUCGAAGGACGGCAUUUGAGCGUAGAGAUGGGGCUAUUGGAGCAACACAGAAUGUUUCAACCCAACGAUGUCACACUCUCGCCCACCUCGCGCUUGCACGUUAUCACCGGGCCCAACAUGGGAGGUAAAAGCACAUACUUGCGACACGCGGCUUUGAUCGCCAUCCUUGCCCAGUGUGGCUCAUUUGUCCCAGCCAAAUUCGUCAAGCAAGGAAUCGUGGAUCGCGUCUUCAGUCGCGUCGGAGCUAGGGACGACGUGUCUCGCGACCGCUCCACCUUCAUGGUGGAGAUGAGCGAAACGAGCGAAAUACUGCGACGAGCAACGAGCAGGUCUUUGGUCAUUGCCGAUGAGAUUGGAAGAGGAACGACUACGGAAGUCGGCAUUGCUAUUGCUUUCGCUACCUUGCAUCAUCUAUACGAAGUCAACAGAUCGCGAACUCUAUUUGCCACGCAUCUACACGAGCUUGCGGACAUGCUUGGAUGGAGCAAAGGUCGUGAGACGGCAAGUCGCGUCGGUGGCCGCUUUCCUCACGUGGACUUCUUUUGCACCGAUGUGGACGUCUUAGAGGUGAGUUUCGGAGCUCAAAUGUUUUACAGGAUGCCCAAGUAUGGCUCGCUGACGCAUUCCACCUUAACCUUGAUUUGGCAGGACGGCGCCAUCUCCUUCUCCCACAAGCUCCGAUCUGGGGUGAAUCGCGAUUCGCAUGGAUUGCAGGUCGCGCAAUUGGCAGAGAUGCCACCACAGGCUCUCCGAGUCGCGCACGCAACCCUUCAAUGGCUAGAGAGUGCUGAAACACCAGCUGAACAAGGCUCCGUCGAGAGCGAUAUUGUUGCCCUUGCCGUCGACCUUUCAUCUAUGUCUGCUGCCAAAGUCCAAGAUCUCGAUCGCUUGAUAGCAACGGCGAUCGGUACCAGCGUCGAGGUGAAGUGA
Molecule: messenger RNA, 3940 nt
Organism: Ceraceosorus bombacis
Lineage: Eukaryota; Fungi; Basidiomycota; Exobasidiomycetes; Ceraceosorales; Ceraceosoraceae
Source: the annotation of a GenBank genome assembly